Molecule: messenger RNA, 498 nt
Organism: Penicillium longicatenatum
Lineage: Eukaryota; Fungi; Ascomycota; Eurotiomycetes; Eurotiales; Aspergillaceae
Exons: 1
Coding region: 1-498 (165 amino acids)
Source: RefSeq, a predicted model, not a curated record
AUGAACAACCCAGGCCCCUCUGCCCUCCCACCAACCACCAUCCACAGCACGCAGAGCAUCAGCCAAUCUGCCGCACACGACUUCCUCGCUGCAUACCUCACCCGCGCAGCCACAGACCCAGCCCUGCAGCCCAAUGCCAACAUCAGCGAGCACGGCCCCGUCUCGCGCACGACCGCCGCCGCGCCAAACCUGAUUCUCCACAACCUCAAGCGCGUGCAGGCCGGUCUGGCAGGCGAAGUCCUCGGUCAGGAUCUGACAUUUGCCAAGCAGAACCCUGGCGAGGAGUAUCUGGAUGCAGGACUUUCGGGUGGAAAGGGUGAAGAGGCGGAGGCUGGAGAUGAUUUGGAGAUGACGGAGCCUGCUUUUGAAAUGGAGGCAGAGGCUUAUCAGGAGCAGGAGGGUGAACAGGCUACUAUUGAUAAGGAGGAGAGGAAGAGAUUGAAGAAGGAGAGACGGAAUGCAGAGAAGAAGGCAAAGGCGCAGAAAGAGUCGGAGUAA